Messenger RNA from Epithele typhae, 1605 nucleotides. RefSeq lists its product as uncharacterized. The coding region runs from base 1 to 1605 and encodes 534 amino acids. The transcript has 6 exons. The record is from RefSeq and is a predicted model, not a curated record. Lineage: Eukaryota; Fungi; Basidiomycota; Agaricomycetes; Polyporales; Epitheliaceae.
AUGUUCGCUAGCUCGCCUUGUAACGUCCGCCGGUUCCGGAAGGCCUUCAACCUCGCUCCAUUCCAGGCCCUCGUGGGCGACGAUCGGCGGGCCCACGGUAUGGAUGUCGACAUCCCCUCCACGCCGAGCACACCAAAGGCAUCUGUCCGCACAUCCGACGUCGCGAAUGAAAGCAUGCCUGGCCCCUCCGUCGGUGGUCGCGAGAAGCUCAUGGCACAGAGGCGAAGGCGGGGAGUGGUGGAGCCUCAUACACCCGAGCGCAAGCGGGGUGCUCUCCAGCCUCCUUCCGCCCCGAGGAAGAGGCGCUUGCCGAAGGGCACUCUGUGGGACCUUCCUGAUUUCAAGGUGUGUUCCUUGACCGCUACGCAUCCUACCGCUCUCACGCUGUGCAUCAACGCCUUCUUCACGUCGGUCACGCCAAAGCCGACUGUCCGCAAGUUCGACCUUAUGGACGCCGCCGCCGCCAGCCCCAACGUCGACGACUCUGAAGAACCCAUGACCAAGAGGCGACGAUGGGGAGCGGGAGAACCUUGCACGCCCAAGCUCAAGUCGCUCGUCGUCCAGACUCCUCCUGCCCCGAAGAAGCGCGUUCGGCAUCAAGGUCCUGCGGUCAAGCAACGCAAGCAGUUCAUUGCCGCCACCAAGGAUAGGAUCAUCAUUGAUAGUCCCUACGCGGCGGCCGCGUUCCCUUUUUCCUUCGCUUUCCCGACUGCACUUGUUGGCGUCGCCGAUCAGGAGCCCAACCUUGGUUCGCUGCCUUCGCCCAUGGAGGUUGACGCGCCCCAGGCCCCCGCCGUCGUUGAAGCCCUCGAGUCCUCACCGUCUGUUGUCAUGCAAGACGUUCUGCCCAGCAUCGACCAGCUCAUCCCGCGCUUCAUCCGGAAGAGCGUCGCGAGGCGUCAACGCCGUCUCCAAGUCAAAGCUUACGGUCCCCGUCCUCAGCGCCAGGCUCUCCCGCGCGACGCCCCUUCCGUCGCCUACGACAAGGCCAAGAGGCCUCACGUCCAUCGCGUCCCAGCGCGCGAGGCUGAAAAGCCCACGGUCCUGGAGCAACAGCAGUUCUAUGAGGCUAUGGCUUCUCUCAAGGCGAAUCUGAACCUCACGGAGACCGCUCAAGACGAUGCGAUGGACAACAUGGAGCUCGACCAUGAGGUGGAGAUCAUGGACGACGAGUACAUGGCUGUCGACGACGAGGACGUGGAGAUGGCGAGCACGGACCAGACCACGGACGCAGAUGACGAUGUUCAACCAAUGGAGGACCAGCGCCAAGAUAUUUCUGCGUCUCUUCCGUACGCCGAGGUGUACCGCAACUGUACAGAAGGCCGGACCCCAGCAGUGCCCCUGCCGCCGGCCCCUACGCUUCCUUCCCCGACCGUCAUCGAGACCGUCAUGGACGUUAAGUCGCCGCAGGCUACCGUCGCGGUUGAACAGCCGCGGACCACCGUUGUCGAUGAAGAGUUGCAGAGCAUGAUCGUCUUCAAGGAACCGCAAGCCGUACUCAUCGGUGUGGAAGAGUCCAAGGCCUUGCCGGAGACCAAGUCGUCAACGAUAUCUCUGCCGCCUUCGCUGGUCCUCCAUACCCAAGGAAUCCUUUCCCUGGAGUAG